Molecule: messenger RNA, 3262 nt
Organism: Pygoscelis adeliae (Adelie penguin)
Lineage: Eukaryota; Metazoa; Chordata; Aves; Sphenisciformes; Spheniscidae
Product: scaffold attachment factor B1-like
Biological process (GO): regulation of mRNA processing; regulation of transcription by RNA polymerase II
Cellular component (GO): nucleus
Molecular function (GO): RNA binding; sequence-specific DNA binding
Source: RefSeq, a predicted model, not a curated record
AUGCACGAGAGCUCUCGAGCCGUCCUUAGACGCGGGCGACGCCGCCUGCGCCUGCGCAAGAGUUGUCAUUCCAGUUGUCUUCCAGGCCCCGCCUUCUCCCUCCCCCCUGCUCGUCGUCGUCCUUCUCUCCGAGCCUGCGCGUAGCGGGCUUUUUCCCCGUCCCCUCGGCGUCUUGGCCUCCCCACCAUUUUGUGCUGUGAUCGCAAGGUUAGCUGCUUGAUUGUGCCGUAUUCUCCCGUGCGUUCGGGCUUAAGAAGGAACACCGAAGGGGCCUUGAUGGCGGAGAGUCAAUCAGCGGCCGGCCUGGGGGACUUCACAUCCCUUGGUGGGGCCGCGGCUCUCGGCUCAGAACCCGAAACCCGGCGGCUGAGCGAGCUGCGAGUCAUCGACCUGCGGGCCGAGCUCAAACGCCGUAACCUAGACAGCGGCGGCAACAAGAGCGUUCUCAUGGAGCGGCUGAGGAAGGCCAUUGAGGAUGAAGGAGGAGAUCCUGAUGAAAUUGCUGUGGCCUCAGAACUGACCAACAAGAGAAUGCCAAAGAGAACUAGCAAAGGAAAAAAAACAGAAGAAGAAGGUGUUGAAGACAAUGGACUGGAAGAAAACUCUAGAGAUGGGCAGGAGGAUAUCGAAGCAAGUCUGGAUACCUUACAAGAUAUUGACAUGAUGGAUAUUAGUGUGUUAGAUGAAGCUGAAAUAGAUAACGGCAGUGCUGUAGACUGUGGAGAAGACUAUAGUCCUGAUAAUAUUCUUGAUUCUCUGUCUGAUAAUAAAGACAAUGUCGAAACAGAAAUGAAAGAACUUCCGGAUCAGCUAACAGAAAAUGAGGAAGAUUAUGAUGAAAUUGAAAACAAUUUAGAUGCCUCUUCUUCUGAUUUAAUUGAAAUGAAGAAAAUGGAGAAGCUACACUUGGAGCCAGAAAAUGAGAAAAUACUCGACAUUUUGGGGGAAACUUGUAAAUCUGAACUACUUAACGAAGACACUUCCGAAGCGGAGCGGCCACAUGCACAGGAAGCAAGUAACGUGGUGCCAGGCAAGAGGCUAGCAGAGGAAGAGGACGCUCUUGCUGCCGCUCAGUUGGAGGAAGAUGCUUUAGAUUUGGACAGCAAAUCGGCACAAGCUAUGGCAAGGAAGGAAGCAAAGCGUUUAGUUGUAGCAAAAGGGGAGACAAGUGCACAGACAAUAGAGGAAGAGAAACCGGACUCUGAAUCUUUAGUAGUAGAGACCCUAAGCGAUCAGAGUAGCAAACGCUCCCAAGGCCUGGAAGCCUCUAGUGGGGAAACAGCGGAAAAAGGCGCAGGUCCCGAAGCCAAAGAUAGCAAAGAAGAUGCCAAGAAAACAGAAGACAAAGCUAAUUCUGAGGAAUCCCCUGCUACUAAAGAGUCCUCAACCAGUGAGGGCGGUGAUCAGAAAAAGAGCCCUGUUGAGGAGGACAGAGAUACAAAGAUAAUCUCAAAGGAUGAGAAAGGUCGCACUGCUAGCGGUUCUGGUAGAAACUUUUGGGUGAGUGGACUGGCUUCCACUACCAGAGCUACAGAUUUGAAGAAUCUGUUUAGCAAAUAUGGGAAGGUGGUAGGUGCAAAAGUGGUCACCAAUGCUCGCAGUCCUGGUGCUCGCUGUUACGGCUUUGUUACGAUGUCUACAGCCGAGGAAGCAACAAUGUGUAUUACUCAUCUCCACAAAACAGAGUUACAUGGGAAAAUAAUUUCUGUAGAAAAAGCAAAAAAUGAACCUGCUGGGAAGAAGCCAAGUGAAAAAAAAGAGAAUGAAGCAAAGAAAGAAACAGUCAGUGAGAGACCUGGCAGUGUUAAAAGGGAUGAGAAGUCUGACCAAAAAGAUGAUCCUAAAAAGACAGAAGACAAAGAUGAAAAGGAAAAAAAAGAUAAAGAUGAACUGAAGUCUGGUUCAUCAGAUCAACCUAAAACUAUUAAGUCGGGAAGUAAAGGAACAGAGAGAACAGUAGUAAUGGAUAAAUCCAAAGGAGAACCUGUUAUUAGUGUGAAAACAUCAACUGCAUCAAAAGACAGAAGCAUUAAGAGCCAGGAUCGCAAAUCAGAGAGCAGAGAGAGACAAGGCAUUGUGCCAUUUGACAAAAUUAAAGCACAACGAAAAAUGAGGGAGGCAGAGCAGCGCCGCACACGUGAGCGUCGGGAGAGACAGCAGCACCUGCAGACUAUCCGGGAACGAGAAGAAAGGGAGAGGCUUGAGAUUGCUCGUGAGAGACUGGAAAUUGAAAGGCAGCGUCUUGAACGAGAACGGAUGGAAAGAGAAAGACUGGAAAGAGAACGAAUGCACAUAGAACACGAAAGGAGAAGAGAACAAGAUCGCAUUCAGCGAGAAAGAGAAGAGCUGCGACGCCAGCAUGAGCAGCUGCGCUAUGAACAAGAACGUCGGUCUGCAAUGAGAAGACCAUAUGACAUAGAUGGCAGGAGAGAUGAUCCGUACUGGCCAGAGGCAAAACGAAUGGCAAUGAAUGAUAGGUACCAUUCAGAUUUCGGUCGCCAGGAUCGCUUCCAUGACUUUGAUCACAGGGAUCGUGGCCGUUAUCAAGACCAUUCAAUAGACCGGAGAGAUGGAUCAAGGACAAUGAUGGGAGAUCGGGAUGGACAACAUUAUCCAGAUGAGCGCCAUGGAGGACCAGACCGUCAUUCACGAGACUCUCGGGAAAGUUGGGGUAGCUAUGGAUCUGACAGAAGAAUGAGUGAAAGUAGAGGGAUACCCCCACAGUCACGGGAUGGACGUGACUGGGGAGAUCACGGUCGAAAGUUUGAAGGACAUCAAGAUCGUUCAUGGCAGAGCAGUGUGGAUGGAGGAAUGAUAGGACGAGAUCAUGAGAGAUGGCAAGGUGGAGGUAGAGGCAGACCUGGCCAUGUGAUGCAUCGGGGCGGCAUGUCAGGGCGUGGAGGUUUCAUGCAAGGUGGCAACCAAAGUCAGAUGAUGCAUGGAGGAGGAAUGCAAGGAGAAGGAUUUGCUGGCCAGGAGAGAGCAAACAGACCUAAUGAUCCUCGUUUCAACCGUCGCUACUGAAUGUGUUUUAAUUUUUAAUGCAAGGUGGCAACUGAAAUGAAUCUGUUACCCAGGGUUACCAUUAAUUGUAACUUAUGGGCUACUGUAAGUGUAAUUUUUUUUUUUAAGCUGCUGCCAUAUUAUGUCACUCAAUCCAAUGUGAACUCAUUUGUUUUGUAAUGUGUUGUUCAUAUCCCAUUUAAAAUGUUUGUUAAUGAAGCAUUCCAUUUUCCAUAAAUAAAAGCCAGUUUACAGUUAA